AUCCCUCUCUUUUCCUCGACGUGCUGAUUCUUUCAGAAGACCGUCAAUUUUUCAAUCAUGUCGCUAAAAAGCACGAUGUUCACUUUCCACGACUCACUUCCGCGUCCAUCGCAACACAUCAAAUAUUCUUGAUAAAAAAAAAAGAAAAACAAAAACCUCGCCGCGUGUGUCGGUGCUCUUUAGGGAUUCCAAGCUCGUCGAGGUUCGUCGAGUACGUGACGUCGCUCAAUCGUUGCGGAGUUUCGCUUGCAACGAUGAACCAAUCGUUGCAGCGGCCAGUUCCCACCAGACAGUCGCCUGGAAUCAUUCACAGACGCUUCUUCGCGCGCUACCGUGGUCAAGGUGGAGCUCCUGACGGGUACGAGAUGACGGUCGUCAACCGGAGCGGUUAUCCGCCAAUUUGGACGAUUCUUAUAAUUCUCCUCGUGGUUUGCGAGUCUGCCAUGUCCGCGAGCACGCAGACCUUCGUCGUGAGCAACACGUUGGACGACCAGCUCGGUAAAGACUACUUCGUGGGACCGUGUCUGGUAAACACCAAUCAAACCUGUCCUGACGAGGAAGUGACGUUCUACCUUUACACAAGAUUCAAUCCGGAAGAGGGACAACAACUUCUAGUGAACGCUACGAGCUCGAAUCUUGCCGAUACCAAUUUCGUGGCAGCAGCGCCCACGAAGAUUAUCGUUCACGGAUACAAUUCGGACAUGCAACUGGGAUAUCUGGUGGAUAUCAGAAACGAGUACUUAAAGAGAGGCAAAUAUAAUCUCAUAGCGGUCGACUGGCAUCGUCUGGCGACGGCGCCGUGUUAUCCCAUGGCCGUUCACAACGUGCCUCACGUGGGCGAUUGUCUGGCGCAGCUGGUCGAUCGUCUCAGAGACUACGGUGCCGCGGAUAUCCAUAUAAUCGGUUUCAGCCUUGGCGCACACGUGCCAGCAUUCGCGGCCAAUGUGCUGCGUCCGUAUCGGUUGCCAAGGAUCACCGGCCUCGAUCCGGCAAUGCCGCUCUUCAUCACCGUUAAUAAGGAUGAGAAACUCGACUCGAGCGACGCCGAAUUUGUCGACGUGCUGCACACGAACGCCUUUAUUCAGGGCAAGAUCGAACCGAGCGGCCACAUCGACUUUUACAUGAACGGUGGAGUCAACCAGCCUGGAUGCUGGGAGCAUGGAAAUCCAUUCGGAUGUAACCAUCACAGAGCGGCCGAGUAUUUCGCCGAGUCGAUCAACUCGAAGAUCGGUUUCUGGGGCUGGCCCUGUUACGGAUUCGUGUCUUAUCUGCUGGGUCUCUGCCCGCCAAAACAUCCUGCGGUGCUGAUGGGCGAGGAUGUCAACAAGAGAUAUCGGGGUUUUCAUCUGGUGAAGACGAAGGCGCAGAGCCCGUUCGCGGAGGGGAUAUUCACGGUAGAGGAUCUUUACCAGCAGGAUCUUUAUCAGUGAUUGCAUGCGAGCAAUGUCGACGGUUCUUCCUCGUGGAAAAUGUUACGACGAGACCGCGAGAGAUCCCGUAUGCAUUGAUGAAACGCGAGGAAAGGGGCGUGAAAAUGUAAGACUCUUCAUAUUAAGACGACGUCGCGUGUCGGGAAGAUUGAGAUAUCUCGGUGAUGUCAAGUACUUUGUCGAGAGAAUAUUGUAAGUGAUCCAACAUAAUUUUGAAGCGAGCUCUGAAUAUAUAGAAUACGUAUAUGUUCAAAAUUCAUUUUGAGAAAGAUAUUUAAAUUAUUACAUAGUUACAUAUAUGUCCAAAAUUUUAAGUGGUUAGGUAAUUUCUCUCAGUUAAUUCACUUUUAAAAAUAGCGAGUGAUGAUGAUUUAUUACAAGUAGACUUUAAUAUUUGGUUCAAUGAUUUUUUUAUGACUUAUCCAAGAGGAAUGUGACAGAAUGCUAAAGACGGUUACGGACUUUGUUGCGAGUUUUAUUAUUGUAGUCUCUUUAGAUUAAAUGAAUGAAAUCGACGAGUAUUGAGCAAAAAAGUCUCAGGAGACCUUUCUUUGUCGAUUUAGGAAUAUGUUACACAGUCUCGCGAAUCUGAUGCUGCGCGAGAAGGUCUAGUAUGUCAAGGUCAGACAACUGCCGAGACCUGCUAAUCGAUAUCUCACCAAACCGGAGAAAUGGGGCGGACACGACUGCGACAUAUUCGCAAACCAAACAAUUUCUUGUCGAUCUCACGUCCUACGAUGUUCAAAUAAAAAGUACUUAUAACCGCAUCUAUCCGUCUAUCUGUCAAUCUAUCUAUCUAUCCAUUUAUCCGCCUAUAUAAACUGUUUCUCUCUUUUGACAUAUAAUAUUUUCACGGUAUUGUCGAGCUUCAAUAUUGCCAAAUUUGCAGGUUUCCCUAAUAAAAUCUUGCCCCUUUUUAUAUACAUUAUUUCAUAAUUAUUUCUCAAUAAUUGGUAGAUGCAUGUCUUUUACAUCAUAAGAUAUAUAUGUAUUUGAUAUAUCUAAUAUUAUUACCACAUUACAUAAUACAUGGAUCUUGAAAUUAAAUGUGGAUAUACGGAUAGUAACGCGAUAUAUUGCGCAGAAUUUUUUGUGCGAAUCUUUUGUAAUCUUAUCUCUUUAUUUGUACGUUCCUCGUCGAGAAUGUAUCAGAGUAUUCGACAUAAAGGAAAUAGUGCUAUACGGGAAGACCGGAAGCCUUAUGGACUGAUUCUGUUAGUUAGUUUCUCGAGAAUCGAUCUCAGGAGAAUGAGACUUAUUAUCUGUGUAUACUAUGAAAGAGACAAUUCCUGAGAGAGUUAAAUAUAUCACACAAAUAGUUUCUCGAUUAUUUUUACCUUAGUUUCAUUUUUACAGAGGUAUAUUUGUUAUAUUUUUGUUAAAUUUUUCGAUAUAAAUAUACAAGUCAAUAUUUAAUUAUUUUUGGCCAGUUAAUGCAUUAUUUAUAAGAUAUUUAUUUGAUAUUUAUAAUCACAUGAUGAUGCCAUAAUUAAUAUUUAAUAUUAUUUUUAUUUUGGCGAAAAUAACUUUUAGAAGAUAAAGAAAAUUUUAUUAAUUAUAAUCUCACUAGUUUAGACUAUUGAAUUAUUUGAAGAUGUUAUUCGAAUAACUUUACUUUUAAAUAUUUUAUUACAUUUGAUAUAUAUUUUGUGAAUAUCAAAAUUGACACGAGAUAUUAAAUGAGUGAAAAUUUGUUUAAACAACUUCUUAUUUUGGCGUUUUAUAUUUUGCUAAAAUUCUAUAAACAGAUAUCCUUUGUAAGUACAAACCUUUAAGUUAACGAAUCUCAAUAUGUAUGCCCGUUAUAAGAAUGUAUGCUUUUAAUAGCAAGCAUAUAAAUCUAAGCAUUACACAUACAUGUAUAUACACAUCCAAUUAUAUACAUAUAUCCAAUAAAAAAUAAAUAAAAUCUCAUCAAAUU
Molecule: messenger RNA, 3351 nt
Organism: Formica exsecta
Lineage: Eukaryota; Metazoa; Arthropoda; Insecta; Hymenoptera; Formicidae
Product: lipase member H-A-like
Exons: 1
Coding region: 255-1430 (391 amino acids)
Biological process (GO): lipid metabolic process
Molecular function (GO): lipase activity
Source: RefSeq, a predicted model, not a curated record